Molecule: messenger RNA, 2436 nt
Organism: Papaver somniferum (opium poppy)
Lineage: Eukaryota; Viridiplantae; Streptophyta; Magnoliopsida; Ranunculales; Papaveraceae
Exons: 3
Coding region: 1-2436 (811 amino acids)
Biological process (GO): DNA integration
Molecular function (GO): nucleic acid binding; RNA-DNA hybrid ribonuclease activity
Source: RefSeq, a predicted model, not a curated record
AUGCCGGGUAUUGAUCCUGCCAUCGCGUGCCAUCGGUUGAAUAUCAGUGAGGGAUAUAAGCCAGUAAUGCAGAAACCGCGAAAGAUGGCUCCAAAACGGAAGGCAAAGGUAGCAGAAGAGAUUGAAAGAAUGCUAGAGGCUAGGAUCAUCGAACCUGUCAGAUAUCCAAAGUGGUUAGCAGAUAUUGUAGCAGUUCCGAAGAAAAACGGGAAAAUCAGGCCCGAAGACAUGCAAACCAUCUACAUAUAUCUUGCUGCAAGUGAAUAUGCGGUGACUGCAGUUUUAUUCGUCCGAGAGCCUGAUAAAAAGCCAGUUUAUUUUGUUAGAAAAUCAUUAACAGAUGCAGAGACUACAUACUCACAGAUAGAAAAAAUGGCGCUAGCUCUUAUGCAUGCAGCAAGGCGCCUAAAGCCAUAUUUUGAAGGGAGACGACUCGUGGUAUACACUGAAUAUCCACUUAAGAAAGUAUUGGGAAGAACGGAUGAUUCAAGUAGGCUAGCCACAUGGGCUACUUACCUUGGCGCAUACACCAUUGAUUAUGAACCAAGAACAUCAGAAAAAGGGCAUGCCGUAUCAUCACUGAUGACAGACUUCCCAGUGGAUGAUAUUGAGGUUUAUGAAUCCAUUGUUGACGAGGAAAUCCUACAUGAAGCGGAAAACGUGUUACCAAUCCCAUUGCCAUGGGAACAUUUGAAAGUAAGUAAGAAAGCUUCGAAAGAAAUAGAUGUGCAAACGAGUAUUAAAGAGUCAAUGUUGAUACCUGAGAAGGACAAUGGGGUAUGGAAGAUCUAUACUGAUGGAUCGGAAAACACCGACGGAGCAGGCGUUGGUUGUGUACUAGUUUCCCCAGAAGGAUUGCAAAUAGAAAAAGCCAUCCGGCUAGGUUUUACAGCUUCAAACAAUCAGGCUGAGUACGAGGCUGCAAUAUCGGGACUGAAAACUGCACUUCACUUGGGGGCGCGGAAAGUCGUACUGACAACCAACUCAAGGUUAGUCGUCAACCAGUUUAUCGGUGCAUACAUAAUCAGGAAUGAGAAGUUAGCUUCUUAUUUAGAAUAUAUAAGUGAGUUGGCAAAAGAAUUUGAAUAUUUCAGAAUCGAACAGAAGCCAAAACUUGAGAACAGGCAUGCAGACGCCCUUGCUUACCUGUCAGCAGCAGUAGAGUCAGAUACAACCCGGUUUAUCGUAGUUGAUUUCCAAGAACUUCCUAGCAUUCACAAUAAUGUUGCUGCUGCACAUAGAAUUUUUGCAAAUGAAAUCGGGAAUGGCUCGUCCGAAGCGCAGCACGAUCCUAUAGAUACUGAUGAAACCCUGAAUGAUCAAUCCGAAGACUGGAGACAGCGGUACAUUCGUUACCUACAAACACAGGAGCUUCCAGAUGAUAAAUACAAAGCCGGUAAAAUAACGAAAACUGUUUGGAGAUACACUAUGAUAGAAGAUGAACUAUAUAAGAAACCUAUCGCAAUGGAACCAUACCUGCGAUGUGUAACUCAAGAUACUGGCAAGCAGUUGUUAGAUGAGGCACAUGAAGGAUGUUGUGGGAAUCAUUCUGGAGGCAGAAGCCUGGAACACAGAUUGUUGUCUCAAGGGUACUUUUGGCCCUAUAUGCAAAAUGACGCGAAGGAGUACAUGAAAAAAUGUAUGGAAUGUCAGCUACAUGUCCCUCUAAUAAAGAGACCGGCAAAUGAGCUACAUCCAGUAAAUAGCCCGUGGCCAUUCAGCAAAUGGGGUUUAGAUAUUAUAGGUCCAUUCCCCACAGCACCUGGGGGCGUCAAGUAUUUGUUAGUGGCGACCGACUAUUUCACUAAAUGGGUGGAAGCAGUAGCAUUGGUAAGAACGGAGGCAGCACACGUCCACAGAUUCAUCCGGGAGAACAUUAUAUGCAGGUUCGGUGUACCGGCAAUGAUCGUUUCUGACAACGGAAAGCAGUUCGACUCUGAAACAAUCAAGUCAUUGCAUGAAGGAUUACAUAUUAACCACAACUUUUCUACUCCUUACUACGCACAGAGUAACGGACAAGCAACGACACCAAGGCGAUCGACUGGAUUUUCUCCGUUUACGCUAGCAUAUGGGACAGAAGUUGUACUACCCAUAAAACUACUGGUUCCAACUACAAAGACUCUGGCAGAGCAUUCGGGUCAGAACACGGAAAUUCUUUCCAAAGAUAAAGAAUUCCUAGACGAGGUAAGGGAUGAAGCUUCGAAAAGGCUAGCAAUAUACCAACAGUCCAUGAAGCAACAAUACAACAAGAAAGUACGCGAACGAUCAUUUGUUCCUGGAGAGGAAGUCUUAAGGAGAACCAGACCCAAAUCAUUAGAUGCAAGCGGUGGAAAAUUAGAAGAAAAUUGGGAAGGACCUUACCUUGUGGAAAAACUCGCUAGCGGCGGUGCUUAUUGGUUGAGGAACAUGAGCGGCAAAAUGGAGCACAAACCAUGA